Molecule: messenger RNA, 1845 nt
Organism: Chelmon rostratus (copperband butterflyfish)
Lineage: Eukaryota; Metazoa; Chordata; Actinopteri; Chaetodontiformes; Chaetodontidae
Product: myelin-oligodendrocyte glycoprotein-like
Exons: 5
Coding region: 55-696 (213 amino acids)
Source: RefSeq, a predicted model, not a curated record
CUCUCGGCUGACAAAUUAGCCUUCUCGUUUUUUACUCACUGCAUUUGUUUGAUAAUGAUCAUGAAACUGGUAAUUGCACUGAUCACCGCAUCGUUUGCUGCGGGAGAGCCUCAGGCCAUUUGUCCAAAUCAGACAAUUGAGGCAGUGGAAGGUGAGAAUGUCGAUCUUCAAUGUUAUCUGGAUCCCUGGGCCAACGUGGAGAAUUAUGCAGUGGACUGGAAAAGACUUGACCUCAACAAGGUGGUCUACUCUUAUCGACAUAGGCAGGAAAAUCAUCAAGCACAGAUGGAUCAGUACAGAGGCAGGGCAAGUCUCAACCAUGAAGACCUGAGCAGAGGGAUCAUGACACUGCAUAUCUCCUCAGUACAGCUGUCUGACAGUGGACCAUACAGAUGCUUUGUCUCAAAACUGAUGACCCGUUGUAACACUACCCUCAUUGUGAAGACAAAGAGAGAUGGUUCCACCACUGCUGGACCUCCGGUGGAUGAUGUGACGGUGCCAAAUGAUCAUGAUGCUGCAAAGAUGAAGACUGUCUGGGUCGCCAGUGUCUGUGGUGUUGCUGCCUUUGCUGCUGCUGCUGCUGCUGCUGCUGUCCUGGUGAAACUCUGCGUUUGUAAGAAGACGGCCAAAGGACUAAAGGGGCAAGAAGAAGAGAUGAUGCCAGACAACUAUGAAAUGGAAAACUUGAGGACCUGAACAACAGAGGUGGAAAGUAUUGGGAAAGAGUGUUUUCUUAAAAAGCGUAACCUUAGCCCUCAAAUCUUCCAUCUGAUCCUCUCAGCUCUUCUCUAAGUUACCGGUUAUCUUCAGUUGCACUUUUAAUAUCUUAAUUUAAUCAUAAUAAUGAUACCCUUGUUCUGGGUAAAAACAAGAAUAUUUUAAACUUAUUUUCGAACUGGGCAUAUGAUGUUUUUAUUUAAAUGGUUUUGAAAAGACUGACCAAGUUUAAAAUCCGUUCACACGGCACUCAGGACACCUGCCCCAACAACACAAACACCACCUGAGACUGAAAGGACGAAUUAAAAAUGAAGGAGAACGUGUGGAGGGAAUAUUUUCAAGUCAGUCAUAUGUAGCAGUCUUUUGCUUCUGUCCCUGUAUUACUAACUUAUUUCACUGUUCUUGUAGAAAAUGCGAACAGCAUUAUCAGUACAUGUUCCUGAAUAGUCACUGGAAGCUAACAAGCCAAUCAAAAGUGAGAGGUAAUGCAAAGAUGCCUGCUUUACUACACAGUUAUUCACAAGGUAGUCACACUUAAAAGUUAACCCUCUUUAUCAUCUAUUUUACUCUAAAUAGGUCCAUAAUUUACAAAAUGAAGAUCAUGUUGUAUUGAAGACUUGAAACUAGUGAUUGAGACCAUAAAGUCAUUAGGAGACUAUUAACUGAGAUAAUAAAUCAAGUGAGAAGUGAAGGCACCUCUGCAUUGGUUUCACUUUUCAGUCCUGCGUGCUCUGUCCGCUCAUUGUACUGUCUGUUUCUAACUAAUCCAAUUAAAUUUUUAGAAAGAGCUGCCCACUAGGGGGCUCUCUCUCAUCUCUUUUGCGGAUGCCCCUUUCAUGCUAAAUCAUGAUACUGUCACCUGUUACCUGUGAACCUGUUUACCUGUGGAACACACAGGUGUUUUUGGAGCAUUGCAUAACCUUCCCAUUCUUUUGUUGCCACUGUCCCAACAUUUUUGAAAUGGGAGUUGUGUUGUGUGAAUACAUUUAUAUGUAUGUGUGUGUGUGGAAAUAAGAUAAUUUAUGGACAGGUUGUUGUGCCACAUUGUUAUUUGUCUGUGUUUAUAAUCUUUUGAACUGUCUCUGUUCUAUGAAUCACUUUAUCUAAAGCUUUAAAACAAAUAUAUAC